This is a messenger RNA of Daphnia carinata, 3191 nucleotides long. It is a transcript of the gene Glut4EF, whose product is annotated as zinc finger protein 704-like. Lineage: Eukaryota; Metazoa; Arthropoda; Branchiopoda; Diplostraca; Daphniidae. The record is from RefSeq and is a predicted model, not a curated record. Gene Ontology annotation, cellular component: nucleus. Gene Ontology annotation, biological process: regulation of transcription by RNA polymerase II. The coding region runs from base 591 to 2375 and encodes 594 amino acids. Gene Ontology annotation, molecular function: DNA-binding transcription factor activity; RNA polymerase II cis-regulatory region sequence-specific DNA binding. The transcript has 9 exons.
GGCUCUCAGUUGCCGUUCGACUGCCGACUCGAUAGUUGCGCUCAUCUUCAAAGUACAAUUUGCUUCUUAAGACUCUUUUGUUUUCUUUUCCCCCUCAAUCACCAAACUAUUGCUUUACAGAAAACUGUGUGUAGCUUAUUCAUUUUUCCAAUUUCUAAACAUUUCACUCUUUUUGAGUGAAAAGGAAAAAAAAAAGAACUGAUCGAUUACCCUGGACCUUGUGCGCCAUCGUAUUUUCGUCCUUUGUGAUUGGGACCCACUUUUUGAGGGAAGAUUCGUAGCCCGGUGUACUAUUUCUGGGAGCCAUUGUUUUUUUUUUUUUUUUUGUGAUCGUCACCGAAAGCAAAACAUUUUGGGUCGUGAAAAUUCUACGCUGGGGAACCAUGUUGAACUUGCUGGACGAUUGGACUCGCAAUUCGAUCGAAUUCAAUCGCAGAUGUUUAUACGAAAAACGGCUUCACGAUAGCACUACGUUGGACAAUUUCCGCUAGGUUAUUUUUGGUUAAUUUUAUUUAAAAAGCCCGAGCCUUUCGAAAGCUUCCAAAAUUACGACGAAACGAAUUGCAUUUGUACAAAUCCCCUCUGAAAGAAUGUCGACAGGAAAGCGUUUGGCAAAGCGGUCAAUUGUUGGUACAAAAGUUGUGGUACUUCGAGAAGACGGUCUCUAUUAUCCAGGCAUAAUACAAGCGGUUAAGACUGCAGAAAUGGAUCCGUCCAGGGGGCAGUUGUUCUCGCACACGAAAUACGCCGUCCGUUCCAUCAUGGAGACGGCUGGUCCAGGCCGUCAGCAACUGCGUGAAUACUCUGAAGUGGAUCUGAUUGGUCCCGGUUUUCAGUCGACGGCCGGUUUGACGCUACAGCCGGGCCAGAAGGUCUACGUCACGUUUACCGGCCGCGAAGUUGCCGGUCACGUCACCAAACACCGACCAGACGUCGACGAGGUUCACAUCACUCUCCAAGUCUCCAAUUCGAAUUCAGUUGAUAUCGUCAAACGAAUGGAAGAAGUCCGUCUGAUGGAAUCACGAAAAUCAUUGCGUCUCAUGGACCAACACGACGUGGAUUUUGCUCGAUUGGCUGAUGGAGUCGUUGGUCUCACCACAUCCGCCAAUGGACAACUGCAAGAUGCUUGGCCAAACCAUCAGAUCAGCGUUGGUCAUCCGCCUCGUAAACGUUGUUCGUCUGCUUCAACGUCCGGAAUCGACGUCCCAGGCGCUUUCUUCGGGUCGCGUAAACGUCGCUCCAGUCCCAGCAACACCAACGGAACAGCCGACGUUAUCAUGGAUGAAGAUGAAGACAGCGAUGUUAUGGAUGAGUGUGCCGCCGCUAUGGUGUUGAUGCGUCUUUCAUGCAGCCCCCAUUCCCCCCGUUGGGAAGAUGUCGCUGCCUGGCAGAGCAAUCACAGUAGCAGUACUAGCAGCAGUAGUGGAGCUUUUUCGUGGCGUGGAAGCGUAUCCAGUAGCAGUGAUUCGCCACCACAUGCUUCAUCAACAGGAACAGCCGGCCGGGUCCUUCCUGUCGGCCAGGGGCGUAAGCUGAAAUUUCGCUCGGCAACACCAUCGCCACCUCUUAUGAGCGGAAGCGCUCCAGCCAAUUUUUCUGGAAGCCUUUACAAGUUUCAUUCGGGCCCGAGGGCUACUGUCGUUGCCAAACAGGCCCAAGAUGAUGGAAUCGUUAGUGAUGAAUCAAUCAGCGAAUGUGAUGAAGGGCCUUCGCCUUCACAGGUUAGGACAAUUUACCAAUGUACCUGGCCCGGCUGCUCGACCACGACCGACAAUUGCGAGGCUAUCGAAUCGCACGUGCGCUUAGUUCAUCUCGGGCCGCGCCAAAUCGACGAAGAAAUAAGCGAUCAUGAAGAGGAAUUUUAUUAUACGGAAGUAGAAGAGGAAGUUGAUGAGGAGAUUGCAGAUCAGCUACCGACCACUCUACCUCCUAAGGCCGAGAUCAUCGAAUCCUCGGUCGCUCAAUCGCAGAGCUUUCAGGAACAACAUCCCGGAUGGAUGGCUAGUUCACCACCCACAAUGUCUCACAUGGACAUGGCAAGACCUCCGCACGAAGAUCCAGAAUAUCAACGUGCCCUGAUGAAGGCGAGGCCGAUCGCCAUUCCAGCACGAGUUCGCAGCAUUUCAUGGUCUUCCGGUUACGGCUACGGUUCGAAUCUGCUCAAGCAGGCCAAAGUAGUUGUGUCGCCCACCAAUAAAACGUCUCCUACGCCAGCGCCAUCUACCGGACCUUCGAUUUUUACAGUCAAGAGCAGUCCCGUUCGCCGGCCUCGCGGCGAGGCCAAGAAAUGCCGCAAGGUUUACGGAAUGGAACACCGCGACCAGUGGUGCACUCAAUGCAAAUGGAAAAAGGCUUGCACUCGCUUUGGCGAGUAAAGGAAAACCCCUUCACCCAUGUAGGGGGAAGUUAUUAUUGUUUGGUGCUGGAUGUUAUGCGGAGUAGAAGCCAAGUGUUGCGGAUGACGGAUCUCAAAAGAUUCUAAAUACUUGGCUGCGUGACGGCUGAUAUCACUGAUAAAUUUUUAUUUUUUUUCCCCUUUCCUUUCGUUUGGGGAGGGGGGACAAAAUUAUUUUUGUUUGAAGAAGAAACAUUGCAAUUUUUCGUAGCUUCUUGAGCAUAUUUGUUGAGAAGAGUUGUCUAUGCUGGAACGUGUCGUGUGUAUACUUUCGGAUGUUAUCGUGACGAGUUUUGUUGUCUCUUGCCACUGACCAGGCUGCCGUAGCUCAGUGACGUUUCUGACUGGUGUUGUUAUUACCUCUCCGUACAACAUCCUUGAAAAUUUUGUUUUCAUCUUUUUUGUCCCACCUCAUAUCUACGUUACUUUCAAGAAAGCUUUGUACAGCGUUAGAUGGCUUUUUUCUACCAUGUUUUUUUUUGUCGAUUUAGAGUUAUUUUUGCGAUAACGCUGCGUGAAAUUUUAACGUUUAGAGAUUUAAUUUUAGCCCUUAUAUAUAUAUUUUUUUCAUCUCUUUUGUAGUUCGCAUAGCGGGGUUUUGAUUCCGUUUUUCUCAUUUCUUUCUCAAGACUGAUGGUUUCUGAAACAUUUGGUUUUUUCUCCUUACAAAUGGUGUUUUAGUUCUUAAUUUGCUUUUUUCUCCUGACUUGACUAUAAUUUUUUUUUGUAUUCAAGCGUGUCGACCCAGAGUUUUAUGGCGAGAUUUAAAUUUUUCAAUAUACAAAUUUCCCCUCGA